Molecule: messenger RNA, 3654 nt
Organism: Microsporum canis CBS 113480
Lineage: Eukaryota; Fungi; Ascomycota; Eurotiomycetes; Onygenales; Arthrodermataceae
Exons: 4
Coding region: 1-3654 (1217 amino acids)
Source: RefSeq, a predicted model, not a curated record
AUGUUCAACUCUCCCGAGACGAGCAGCUUGACGGCUGCAGAGACAAAGGUCGCCCGCAAGUGGCGUGGGAAGCUCUUCUCCCGUGAAAAAGAGAUCAAGCAGUCCUCCAGAGACGAGCAGAUAGACGACUUCCUCGCCUCCACACGCCCUCCCGUACAGCAUCACCACUCGCCAGCACAGCAGCAGACACAGCAGCCAUUACACGCUUCAUCGUCGCAGAUACACCAGCCGCAGGCCAGGAACCCCCCCAAGCUCGACGUCUCCGUCUCGCAGCGGUGGCCUGGGGCUGCUCAGUCGCCCACGCCAGUUGCCGGCAGCAACAGCCUGGACCGAGGGAACAGCCAUAACAAUGGGGACGCCAAUGGACUGGGGAGCGGCAUGAAGAAGAAGCGGCGGCGGCGCGAGGGCCUCCGCGUCACCUUCUGCGACCGGCCGCCGUCCAUCAUGGGUGAGGGAGGCGAGGAGGCGAACGCCCCGACGAUGGAGAUAUCGCUUUAUCGUGCACGCUCCAACUCGUCCACUUCCCAGUUCACCGACGGCGCCGACAGUGGCUCUUCUGCAGACUCCAACUUUCCUGACAGGGAGCCGGCGCUGCCUUCUUUUGCUGUCUCGGGGCCGGAUGGUGAUGGCGACGACGGGUUCGCCAGGAGUGGCAGCCAGGCGAAGAAACAGCUGCUGCCGUCGCCGGAGAUACGUAAUGCACAGAACUCGGACUUCCUCCUGUCCAUCAGCUCGCAGCCUAGAGGGUCACGGCUGUCCUGGCGGGAUACCAGUGAUGAAAGCUCGUUUGCGGCGAGGAUACGGGCCAAGAUGAGGGAUGAGGAAGGGUUGGCGCUGCAGAAGGCCCUGGCCGCCCGAUCGGAGCAGACAUCGCCAGACCUCAGUAGGGACAAGGACUACGAUAGGGACUACAAUAGGGAUCAGAGGGACCGCAGCAGGGGAGGUGGUUAUGACAAGGACUCCAAUGACUACGACAGGGACCACCAGCGGCAGAGCCCACCCCAGGAACCGACCAGUGGAAAGGGUGGCCUCUCUUUCUGGAGUAGUGUCAUGGCUGCCCUGCCAGAAGAGAAUAAGAAGCAGCAGCAGCAGCAGAACAGUCCUCCUGACGGAUACCCUCCUCCUGUUGCUGCCGCUCCCGCAAAACAGAUUCGUACCAAAUCCCCCAACCCUCCAACCACGUCUCCGCCCCCGUAUGCUCGGUCAGAGUCCAAACAGGCAUUCCACAAUGUCAACCAGCAGCACCAGCAGUCAGACAGGCUGCAGGCCCAAAAAUCAGGAUACGCGGGCCAUCACUCCAAGAGUUCCUCUGCUUCCUCCUCCGCCUCUGGCAAGUUCAAGAACAUGGCCAACAUGGUAGGAGAUGCCGCCAUAUCUGAAUUCUCUGCUCACGCAGACCGGUACACCACCCUCUUCUCACGGGCUGCCGAAAGUGUCAAGCCCAUCAUGGAGACGUCGCUAUCAGAAUGGGUUCGUGCUAGUGUAUGGUGGUUCAUCAAGGGCAGGGCAGAGCUAGAGGCUUUCAUGCGCACCCGUCCUCCCAACUCGGCCAACGGGAGACAGUCACCGGUGACUGAACAGGCGCAGCAGGCUAUCGUCAACCUGGCCAAAGCAUGGUGGAUCAACCAACACCUCAUCCCCCAGCAUCCAGAACUCGGCCAGUUUGGCAGGAUGAAGCCAGAGGCCAUCCUCUCGAUGGUCCAGUCGAUGGGCAACGAUACCCUUGCCAGCCACAUCAGCAUCCACUGUGCUAUCAUCAGCCAUCUGCGUGCUCUCUCCAUGUCGAUGCAGCGGAACAAGAUUCUCCCUUCAGCAGAUCAAUCCACCGCCCUGUCCCAAAAUAUCGAUGCCUCCAUCUGGAUCCGCUACCCGUUCUUCGCUCCAGGAAUAUCGUCCAUAUUGUCUGGCUCGGGCUCAAAGUCCAUGCUGAUCGACCACUCGAGCAAAAAGCCCGAUAUUGGCGAAACAAUGCCCAUAAGCGAUACUAGCCGCCAUUUCUGCUAUGGCCGAAUGUUUGUCGAAGUCUGUCUUGGUUCUGCCGACGAUGACACGGAGCAAUAUGCUAUUCCGUGCAUGCUGUCCAUCACCCGCGACAGAUCAGACUGGAACGUCAUUGCAACACUGACAAGCCAGAAUGAGCUUGUCAACUUGACCAUACAGUCUGAGAAGAAGCAUGGCCCAACGUGGGCUGACAUCGACUGGCAGGUCCGCUUCAACUCCCUCACUCUCCGUCUUCCCCGUGGAUUCGAGUUAGACAUCAAAUUCCAAGAAGCAGAUUUCAAAAUGCUCUGGAAGAUAGUCGAGUAUACCCGCAAGAUACAAGAGGAAAUGCAGCCCGCCUCUGGAGAAAGGAUGGUGUUUGCAGAUGUCCUCAAGGUCUUCCAGUAUAACGAGAAUUCGCCCAACAAGGCAUUCCCUUCUGAACCUACCCAACGCUGCAGGAUACAGCUGUUUGAAAGGACGACCAAAAUCACCGAAGGAACAGGCACACGCGAAUCACACCGUGGCUUCCGCUUCUUCGCCGUCACCAGCCCGAAAGUGAAAACCCUCAGUAGUGUCACGCAUAUUCUAGGGAACGGCUCCCCUAUUAUAUUCGGCUACCUACGCGGCGACGACGGCGCCCCAGCAAUGAUGCUCAAACAUUUUGAAAAUGGCAUUGAGCACUCCAUGCUACUUACAUUCCAGGACUCUGAGCUUCGAGCAAACUUGCACUCCUUGCUCAUCGGCAUCACACCAACGGAUUCAGAGUCUAAAUCACCAGAUCUCUCCUUGCAAUCGUUCACCAUGAUACAAGGGCCUGACCCGCUAGGCAGCUCUAGCCCUACCCUCGGCUCCAGGAAGACGUACCUCAAGUUUGAUAAGGGUAAUGCAUCGGUCAUUAAUACGACGCCGGACUAUGGUGCACCGUGUACCGUCCUCUCGGAGCGUUUGCGUGUCUUCAUCAGUUCGAGCUGGGGCUCGGUCACUGACAGGAUUAACAUUGGACCUGGCGAUUUGAAAAUAAGCCUUGAUAUCAACAUUCCCACUAUGAUAAGCGUGAUAAGACCGCCGCAAGAAGACUUGGGUGUGGCCGUGGCAGAGAAUAUGGUUCCAAAGGAGGUAGCUACACAGAUGAAGGACCUGCUCACGGUCUCAAAAUCCCAGUCUGUCAUUAGGAAGUAUAACUUUGCGACGCUGCAGGACAUGCAUCACUUCCAACAGGGCAUCACUGGAUUCAAAGUACUGUUUGACGGCUAUGCCUCUAUGUUCGCCAUCGCCCGUCGACGCAUGGUAGUCCCCAUAUACAAGAAAUGGGAAGCCUCCAAAGCUCGUCUUCAGAUCAUCCAACAAGAAAAGAACGUCCAACUAGUCGCCUUCCUAGCCGGCUUCAGCCACGGCAGAAGCAUGAAUUUCGUCCUCAAGAGCACCGAUAACUUUGAAAGUUUCAACCGCUCAGGUAAAUACGGCAUUAAAAUCGUUGAUGCCAAGUUCGCGCUGCCCAAGAACAGCGACGACGAGUCUGCUGACUACGUCUGCCUGGAUAUGCCGGAAUAUCCUGGUGAGCACGACGAUAUCACCAUCGGCUUUGACUCGGAGAAUGAUCGUUAUAAUUUCCAAUCGGCAGUGCCUGGGUCAGUGAAGGAACCAUCUAGAAUGGGCUCACUGCGGAAAUAA